CUUCCAAUCUACAAGAGGAAGUAUUCAGCAGCUAAAUCCAGGAUUGAAAAGAAAAAGAAGGAGAAGGUUCUUGCUACUGUCACAAAACCAGUUGGUGGUGACAAGAAUGGUGGUACCUGAGUGGUUAAACUUCACAAAAUGCCUAGGUAUUAUUCUACUGAAGAUGUGCUACGGAAGCUGUUGAGCCAUGGCAAAAAACCUUUCAGUCAGCCUGUGAGGAAACCGCGAGCUAGCAUCACUGCUGCCAUUUUGGUCAUCCUCACUGAGUGCCACAGAGGCAAGAGGGUGGUUUUCCUGAAGCAACUGAGCAGUGGCUUGCUACUUGUGACUGGACCUCUGCCCCUUACUCGAGUUCCUCUGCGUAGAACACACCAGAAAUUUGUCAUCACCUCCACCAAAAUUGAUAUCAGCAGUGUGAAAAUCCCCGAACACCUCACUGAUGCUUACUUUAAGAAGAAGAAGCUGCAUAAACCCAUACACCAGGAAGGUGAGAUCUUCGGCAUGGAGAAAGAGAAAUACGAGAUUACAGAGCAGCGCAAGGUUGAUCAGAAAGCUGUGGACUCGCAAAUUCUGCCAAAAAUCAAAGCUGUUCCUCAGCUUCAGGGCUACCUCUGCUCUAUGUCUGCUCUCGUGAAUGGCGUUUACCUUCACAAACUGGUGUUCUAA
Molecule: messenger RNA, 666 nt
Organism: Lynx canadensis (Canada lynx)
Lineage: Eukaryota; Metazoa; Chordata; Mammalia; Carnivora; Felidae
Product: 60S ribosomal protein L6-like
Biological process (GO): ribosomal large subunit assembly; cytoplasmic translation
Cellular component (GO): ribosome; cytosolic large ribosomal subunit
Molecular function (GO): structural constituent of ribosome; RNA binding
Source: RefSeq, a predicted model, not a curated record